Messenger RNA from Pieris macdunnoughi, 1665 nucleotides. NCBI's taxonomy places the organism in Eukaryota, Metazoa, Arthropoda, Insecta, Lepidoptera, Pieridae. The record is from the annotation of a GenBank genome assembly.
AUGACAUCUUUGCGUCAGAUAUCAUGCAACGUGUGUGCUAGUAAAGUUUGGAGUCAAGACAAGAUGGGGGAACAAGGAGUAGAUGGCUUCAAUUUGGACGGAAUUCUUAGUGAGCUCGGAAGCUUUGGGAAAUAUCAGCUGCUGCUUCUACUGCUCCUGGGUUUCCGUGACUCGUUCCUUAACAUGUGUAACUUUAACUAUGUCUUCACAGCUGCUGAUGAAUCAUUCAGAUGCCUGAAGCCAUCUUGCGACACCAAUUCAACUGACUCCUGGAUUUUAUUUCCUUCCAAUGACACAACCUGCUAUAGAUCCGACAACACAUCCUUGAGCUGCUCUUCUGACACAUUUGGCCCUAAAGUCGUACCCUGUGAAGAAAUCAUAUAUGACAAAUACGACAGUAUAGUUGCUGAGUUUGACUUGGGAUGUCAGCCAUGGAAGGCUACACUCAUCGGGACUGUGCACAACUUGGGGCUUGUCUUCUCAUUUGUACUCUCCGGAUUUAUUUCAGACAGGUAUGGACGGAAAGUGAUUAUCGUUAGUACCCCCCUAAUGGUGGGCAUCGCCGGUCUACUCAAGUCUUUCGCCAUGGACUACUGGACUCUUCUUGGUUUAGAAUUUCUAGAAACUGCCCUUGGUUAUGGCAAUGCAUCUAUGGUUUUGUCUCUAGAAGCGGUCAGCCACAAGAGCCGGGUGGUGUAUUCCUGCAUAUCGGACAUCUUAGCGUGCCUUGGAGGCGCGUUCUUUGGGCUGAUUGCAUGGAAAGUGCCAUAUUGGAGACACCUUAUGAGAGCCAUCUACGCACCACUACUUGUAGUAGUGUUUUACAUAUUUCUGAUGGACGAGGGAGUAAGAUGGCUGCUGGCCCAUAACAAGAGGGAUGAGGCUGUUCAAGUAUUGAAUAAAGUAGCGAAAAUUAAUAACAUUACUCUAUCAAAAAAUGCGCAGGAUAUGCUAUCCAGCAUUAGUGAACCAAAAACUGACCUUAAUAAGGUGGAGAAUACUGCCGAAGAAACUCCUCAUAUUUUCACUGUUCUCCGGUCAAAAACAAUUCUCUUGCGAAUGGCACUAAUCGCCGCGUGUUUCAUCUGCUGUUCGUUCGUAUUCAGUGGUGCUAUUAUCAAUUCCGUCAGCAUUUCUGGUAGCAAAUACUUGAACUUUUCGAUCAUGAUGUUAGUUCAGGUUCCGACUAGAAUAAUCACAGCUCUGACAUUGACAAGGUUCGGAAGAAAGGCGCCGAUUUGCGUCGCUUAUUGCUUCUGCGCCUUAUUUUUUAUGGCGUCGGCAUUUGUGCCUAAAUCAAUAUGGUGGGCGUCGGUAUUGUUCUAUAUUGCUGGCAAGAUGUGUAGCAGCUACGGAAUCUUCUCCGUACAAGUGGUUGCCAUGGAGAUCUUCCCCACCACCUCCCGUAACUGCCUCACCAACGUUGCUAACACUGUGGGCAGGUUGGGUUCAGUCUUAGCACCGCAGACACCGUUACUAGAAAAAGUUAUGCCUGGCCUACCGAGCAUUGUCUUCGCAUUGGCAGCACUAGGCCCAGCAUUUCUGGCACUUCUGCUGCCAGAUACAAGUCACACAGUUUUACCAGACCAAGUGGCCGAUGCUGAGAAACUAGACGCUACUAAGGCCGAGGAAGUAGCAACAGAAAGCUUUAAACAGCGGUUAUGA